AGCCGCGCGGCCCUGUCACGCUCACCCCUUGCCCUUGCCUUCCGCCCGGCGACCCCCGGAACGUUGUCCUCUACAGUCGUGCCCUCCGCCGGCCCCGUUUGUCUGUGCACACCGACUUUCCAGAAGUGACGGAGGGAAAGUUGGUUCAGGGUGAGCACUCUCCCCGAGAGCCACGCGGGCCCGGGGUGGCCCCAGGCCAGCCGGUUUCUGGCAUCGGAGCUGUUGGUGUCACUUGUCACCUUUGUCUUCCUCCCCUCCCCAGGCUGGAGUGGAGAGACCCGACAAGAUCUUAUGGCAAUGCUGAGGAGGAAAGUGUCCCUCAGAUGAGGUGGUCGGUGGCCGCGGGUUGUUGUGACCCGUCGUUCUCAAGAGCUAUGGCAGGGACCAAAAUAAAAAGUCAGUUUCUGUCACUAACUGCAAAGUGAGAGAAGCCGGCAGCGGGUUGAGGGCUGCCGGGCAAGAUGGACCCUUGUGGAGACCUGGGAGUGCCCCGCGGCGACGGUCCCCAGGGGCUCAGAGGGGCGUCUGCCGUGGACUCUGAGCUGCCCUGGCGCCCGGAGGUCCAGCUGCAGGGGACAUACGCGGACAGCAGCCACAGUGAACCAGACCGAAACAGAGUGUGUGAAGAACUUAUAAUGGUGGUCCAAGAAAUGAAAAAAUAUUUCCCAGCCGAGAGACACAAUAAACCAAGCACCUUAGAUGCCCUCAACUAUGCCCUUGGCUGUGUACACAGUGUGCAAGCGAACAGUGAGUUUUUCCAGAUCCUCAGUCCAAAUGGAGCACCUCAGGCAACUGUGACCGCAUAUAGUCUUGAGGAGCUGGCCAGUGUGGCUUCUGAACACACUUCCAAGAACACAGAUACCUUUGUGGCAGUGUUUUCAUUUCUGUCUGGAAGGUUAGUGCACAUUUCUGAACAGGCUACUUUGAUCCUGAAUUGUAAGAAAGAUUUCUUGAAGUCCUCUCACUUUGUUGACCUGCUUGCCCCUCAAGAUGUGAGGGUGUUCUACCUGCACACUGCCCGAACUCAGCUUCCUUUCUGGAACAACUGGACCCAAAGAGCAUCCCAGUACGACUGCGCUCCAGUGAAGUCCUUCUUCUGCAGGAUCCGUGGAGGUGGAGACAAAGAGCAAAAGAAGUAUUACUCCCCAUUCCGGAUCCUCCCCUACUUGAUUCAUGUACAUAGCUCUGGCCAGCCAGAAUCAGAACCUUGCUGUCUAACGCUAGUUGAGAAGAUUCACUCUGGUUAUGAAGCACCUCGAAUUCCAGUAGAUAAAAGAAUUUUUACUACAACACAUACCCCAGGAUGUGUGUUUCUUGAAGUAGAUGAAAGAGCCGUGCCUUUACUGGGUUACCUACCUCAGGAUCUGAUUGGAACAUCAAUCCUAUCGUACUUGCACCCAGAAGAUCGUCCUCUGAUGGUUGCCGUACACCAGAAAGUCUUGAAGUAUGCAGGCCAUCCUCCCUUUGAACAUUCACCUGUUAGAUUUUGUACUCAAAAUGGAGAUUAUAUCAUAUUGGAUUCCAGUUGGUCUAGCUUUGUGAACCCCUGGAGCCGGAAGGUUUCUUUCAUUAUUGGUCGACAUAAAGUUCGAACGAGUCCACUAAAUGAGGACGUUUUUGCUGCUAGGGUAAAAAAGAUGAACAAUAAUGACAAAGAUAUAACAGAACUACAAGAGCAAAUUCACAAACUUCUCUUGCAGCCGGUUCAUGCCAGUGCUUCCAGUGGCUAUGGAAGCAGCGGCUCCCAGGAGCAUCACGUCAGCAUCGCCUCAUCCAGCGAGUCAAGCGGACACGGGGUGGAAGAAGCACAAAAGGAGCCGAUGACCUUGCAGCAGGUCUAUGCCAGUGUGAGUGAAAUUAAGAAUCUGGGUCAGCAGCUCUACAUUGAGUCUAUGACCAGACUGCCAGUCAAGCCAGUGGUGGUGACGCACAUGGAGCUGCAGGGAGCUGAUAAGCAGAAGGGCAUUUCUUCCUUUCAGACAUUGAAAAAUAAAAGCAUCUGUACUGACUCUUGUGAAGAUAUGAAGAAAGAUAAGCAUAGCCCAUCCUAUCAGCAAAUCAACUGUAUUGAUAGUGUCAUUAGAUAUCUUAAAAGCUACAAUAUUCCAGCUUUAAAAAGGAAGUGUGUAUCCUGUACAAAUACAACCUCGUCAUCCUCAGAAGAGGACAAACAGAACCACAAAACAGAAGAUAUUCCUGCGUUGCAAGCUAUUGUACAGAUUCCAGCCAUACCUACACCCGAGUUACAGACAAACCAAUGGUCCACAGAUGCUGAAGGAGGUGCUGCGCAGACCCUGUCCACUGCGGCACUGAGCAUGGGGUCAGGCACAAGCCACUGCAGCUACAGCAGCACCACUGUCUGUGUCCCAUCCCCAGAGUCAGAUGAUGUUGCCCUAGCAUGUGAUCCCAGGACCCUACAAACACAGCAAGCUUAUCUGACUGCAGAAGAAUUUAAGCAUGUGGGGCUCACAGCAGCUGUUCUGUCGGCACACACACAGAAGGAAGAGAAGAAUUAUGUUGACAGCUUCCGGGAAAAGAUCCUGGCAUCUCCCUAUAGUUCUUAUCUCCAACAAGAAGGCAGAAACAAAGCUAAAUGUUCCUAUAUUCAAGAUUCAAUAUCGAAACAGCCCAGACAGGCAGGGCGCAAGAAAGGGAAGCACAAGAGGAAGAAGCUGGCAGCGCCAGUGGACAUCUGUGACUCCAGCACUGACUUUUGUCCCCACUGGAACCUUCCUGCUGCCUCUUCUCUCCAUGCCCCAAGCCUGGCUUUCCCAUCUGCCUUGAUAGUUCCUAGCCAGGCCCCUUAUCUCCUCCCAGCAUUUCCCAUUCCAGCUGUGACUUCUCUGGGAGGAACUGACUCUGCAGCCAUGGGAGCUGCUCCUGAAUGUCCCCCUCAAUCCAAUGGCAUUCAGUCACUUCCAGCUCUCCCAUCUCCUGAAUUGGAUACGUUCAUGACCAUUUUCCUGCACAGCACCCCCAUUUAUCCUCUCUGGUCGCCAGCAUUGUCUCCAUAUCCAUUCUUAGGGGCCACAGUCACCUCAGAAAUGCCACUCUCAGUCCCAGCAGUAGCUCCUGAUCUGGAACCACCUUCUGCAGUCAGCAACCAAAGGAGAGUUGAGGAAAAGUGGAAGACACAAAGUGAAGAGCAACUGUUUAGUGGUUCAAGGAGCAGCUCACCGCUGCAGCUAGACCUGCUGCAGGAGGAAAUGCCCAGCUCUCCCUUGUCUCCAGAGCCACUAGGAAGGGGCAUUUGCCCUGAAGACGAGUGUCACUGUGCCCUUUCAGAUGACGGUGGUGAUAGAAACAGUCACUCUGCCACUGGGGAGCUGGCCACAGUGUCAGUGCACCAGGAGACCCCGUGUGGAGCUGGCUCAGGAAACAGCGGCAGCAGUCUGUGCUUUACUAGCAGUGAAUAUGCUUCUGAAAUUUCUGAAAAUGGGCAGCACUCUCAGGAUAUAAAGAAAACAGAAAAUUUUCCCCAUUUAGCUGAAGAGUCUAUCUGGAGAAUGAUAGAACAAACACCAGAAUGUGUUCUACUGACGUAUCAAGUACCUGAAAGGGUCACCGAAGUUGUACUGAAAGAAGACCUAGAAAAGCUAGAGAGCAUGAAGCACCAUCAGCCCCGGCUUUCUCUUGAGCAAAAGAAGGAGCUGGCUAAGGUGCAUUCUUGGAUUCAGAGCCAGACCCUCCCUCAAGAAAUACCCAUCCAAAGCUGUAUCAGCAGAGGUUCAGCGGAUGCCACUCCACAGUCCUAUGAGCAGCAAGCAGCAGAAGACAUCAUUGAGCAACCUGAAGAUGUCCCUUCACACUCUUUCCAGGCCAUGUGUGACACAGAAACCUCUCUGUGUAGCUCACCAAACUCCAGCUCUUAAGUCACCACAAAGUCCUCACCAACAUUAUUAUUUUCUCUUCGUGCUUUUGGUGCAUUUUCUUGGCAGUACUGAGGAUCAAACCCAGGGCGUCACAUAUGCUAAGCCAACACUCUGCCACUAAGCUGUAUCUCCAGCCCCACUUUCUUAGAUUUUUUUUUUUAAGUAUACAUCAUUUUUCCAAAGCAGACAUUGUACAUAGCUUUUUUUUCUCCUUGUUCCUGAUAUAUGAAAACUUCUAAUUUCUAUUUUGUCUUCUAAAGACAGUGGAUUGCCGCUAAAGUGGUAUGUGUCUGACAAAAUUUGAUUUCAUAAGUCACACAAAAUAAUUUGUAAUGAGAAGUUAUAGUAAGUUAUAAUUAGAAUGAGUCCCACACCUUAGCCUCUUUUAUGUUGUUCUAUUAUUACAUAAAUCAAUGCUCUGUUAAGAGUACUUGAAAUUCUGUCUGGGCUAUAUACUUCUUAUAAUGGUCCCCGUGAACUGCCAGUCAUCUAGGCUUUGUGCAACAUGGUGCUUCCCCUUCCUAAAUGAGAAAAGACAUUCCAGUUUUUUCACAGAGCUCUAAAGUACAUUGUCCAUUAAUAAAAUCUGGAAAUGCCCAUUUUCAUGGUUGCAUUUGACCUUCAUUCUUAUAGAUACAUUUCAUUUUGAUUUCUACCUUUCACUGAAAUUCUGAACAUUUUCUUAAUACCCAUUGAUUUACAAGGGUCUUACUUUUUGGGGAACUUAAAAUUAAUAUUUGCCUGUCUAAUGUUAAAACAAAAAGGCUUCUUAUUAAAUCAAAAGUAUUUAAGUUCUUCAUUUUAAAGUAAUGUUAUGUAUGUAAUGUUUAAAGUUUCAAAAGUUAUGUCAGUUUGGAUUGCUCUAUAGGCUUAUGUGUCUGAAUACCCAGUCUUACCAAAACUAACAGAUAACUCUUUCUUUUCACUGAAUUUACACAAAGAGGUCUCUCCAUGCCGACCAGAGGUCUGAUUGGCACUGCCUUUUGUUUGCCCUUGUGUAGGGGUAAGUGUUUAAUGAUUACACAGUGAGAAACCUACAUUAAAGGGGCUCAGUGGCCCUGUCCCUGGGGGACAUAAAGUUCCCAUGAGUCCAUGCUAUCUAGGCCCUUAGCAGUCUUUGAAGAACAGUCACACUGUUCACUGAUCUGUCCACCCGCUCCCUGAUGCUCUUUAGAGAAGUACAAGACUCCUUCCAUGUCUUGGAAUGAUACAUGAAAUUCACAUCCAUGCAGAUUAGAGAAAAGAAUAGAGGAAAAGGAAGGUUAAGUAACCUUUUAUUUUUUCGUAAGACUUGCAAAAAACUAACGUAUUUUUCUUUUCUUUCUUGUUUUGUUUUGUUUUAGGAAAAUGCUUGUUUCUCCUUUGAUGUUUUAUAGAUUUCAUAAAUGUACCCUCAUUGUGGUCAGGAGAAUUUCUCCAUGAUGGCUGCUGGGCCCUGAUGCUCCAACCCUGUAGCUCAGACUUCCUUUCUAAGUAAUGCUUUCCAGGAUGCCAAGUCUAUCCUAAAGUGUCAAAAACAUUUUCAAAUGCUGCCUUUGACAUUUCUUAGGGUUUUUAAUAUUAAGUAGUUCUAUAAAAAUAUUUCUGUUGUGUGAACAGACAUUGUUCCAUCAUGAUAGCUAAGUGGUUUCCAAGGCCUCCUAGUCAAGUUGUAUGGUACCUUUCACAGAAGAAUUAAUCAGCUGUGCACUGUCUAUUGAUGGCAUUCCUUAAUAAUAAAGGGUUUAGGUUGUAUGAAUCAGAAGUCAUAUUUGGAUUAACCAGGAUUAUUGUGUAUUCACGUUUGUGUAUUUCAGACCUUGUGUUCUCUAAAGAUGGAAGCCUUCUUAUAUUGUUUGUAGAUAGUCAUCUACAGUUGCUUAUUUCUUGGCCUUAGUACACAUUUUAUGGUGUGUGCAUUAUGAUAGGCUUGAUUUGAAACUGGUGCUUGUUGUAGACAAUCUGUAAAAGCCUGUAUCCAGUCCCAUCCUCCCCUGAGACAUUAGUCAGAGCAUUGCAGAUUGUUCCUGUGCUGAGCAUGCCAGGUUCAGCAGUGACUGGCCUGCCCCCCAUGGGGGCCUUACCCAGUGGGAAUUUUGUUGUUCAAGCUUAUUAACUUUUUGUAUUAAUGGCUACAGAAAUUGGAAAUAAAGUAUAUAUUAUAAA
Jaculus jaculus (lesser Egyptian jerboa) is the source of this 6017-nucleotide messenger RNA. It is a transcript of the gene Per3, whose product is annotated as period circadian regulator 3. Gene Ontology annotation, biological process: circadian regulation of gene expression; entrainment of circadian clock by photoperiod; negative regulation of transcription by RNA polymerase II. Gene Ontology annotation, cellular component: cytoplasm; nucleus. NCBI's taxonomy places the organism in Eukaryota, Metazoa, Chordata, Mammalia, Rodentia, Dipodidae. The record is from RefSeq and is a predicted model, not a curated record. The transcript has 21 exons. Gene Ontology annotation, molecular function: transcription corepressor binding; transcription cis-regulatory region binding. The coding region runs from base 462 to 3872 and encodes 1136 amino acids.